Molecule: messenger RNA, 1472 nt
Organism: Monomorium pharaonis (pharaoh ant)
Lineage: Eukaryota; Metazoa; Arthropoda; Insecta; Hymenoptera; Formicidae
Product: small proline-rich protein 2B
Exons: 4
Coding region: 1007-1408 (133 amino acids)
Source: RefSeq, a predicted model, not a curated record
UGGAAUGCACCGACUGAUGUGCAUCGAGACUAUUGUCAAAUGUGGAUAUGCGGUGACAGUUGCAUUCCCUGUAGAAGGAAUUCCUUUGUCAGAACUCGAACAGUUGUAACGAAAUUGAUUUCCGUUAGCGGUUAAAGUCAAUUUAGAAUACUUUUUAUCAGUAUGCAAAUUGCAAAUGUUGUUUAUCAAGUGUUAAAUCCGGUUUAUUUUCAAAUGUUUUUCUACUACAAUAAUUAGUAAAAUGGUAUAAAGUGAUUAAAUAAUUUAUGCAAAUUAUUAAAUAUGUAAUUUGUUUUAUACAUUUUUUAAAUUUUCAUUUAUGUUAUAUUUCAAUUUUAAUAUUUUUUUAAGAACUUAGUUACAUAAACUUAGUUACAUAAACUCCUAGAAAAAUCCUUUAUUUAUUGCAUUUUUUAAUAACAAAUAUCGAUUAAAUUGAGUCAAGUUAGUAUAAAUUAUGUAAAAUUUAUUUUUAUAAUUGCAUUUACAUUUAUUAUUUUAUUAUUUUAAAACAAGUGUACAUACAUAUGUGUAUUCUUAAUUUUUAUAAAUUCUUAUCGGUUAAAAAUGUUUAGUUCAGAAAUUUUUUAGGUCUUUAUCAGCUGAUAAAUUAUUUGCUUACGUUUUCCGCAAAACAAGUAACCAACGUCAGCUGUGCUUUAGUAUAUUUAAAAAUGAUAAAGAGAAACGGGAAUCACCGUGAUUUCCAAGCGUAAUUUAUUCCACGAAAGCCGACAAUCGAUUUUUUAUGAGUUGCCAAGGUUACCAGUCAAUAAUCUUUGGCUAGUCAGUUCACAGACAUGAUAGGCUAAUUUAAAUUUUCGAAGUAUUUCUUGUCAUUACAUAAUCGAUUAAAUUCCAAGUAACAUUAUAUAAUUUACGACGAGUAUAGUUUUUCGUUUGAUCGAAAAACCAGCUGCCAUUGAUAACUUAAUGUCAAUUAUUAAAUUUUUAUAGAAAUAUAUAAAUUAAUGUCAUCGAUAAUUAACGUUGCCUAGAACGCAUCAUGUCGAGUUCCAGGAGUUGUCAGAAUUUAUGCCUGUCUCAGCCUGUCUGUCUACCAACGAGAUGUCCAAUUCCAUGUUCUGUAAUUUGUUGUACUCCACCUGUGAGCUCUCCUUCUAUGCCUCGUGUAUCUCGUAUCCAAUAUAAAAUGGCUUGUCCACCUCAAUGUGUGCCGAAACCCACUAAGACAGUGGUAUAUCUGCCACCCUGUCCAACCUGCUGUACGGCUUCUCCAAAAAUGGAAAUGACGUAUUUGCCACCACCCCCUCCGCCUCCCUGCUUUUACGUUUGCAACACAAACUGCGUCCCUUGCCCACCAUCUUGUCUACCACUUUGUCCAUCACCAGUCUCUUCCAACCCGCCUUGUAAACCCCAGUUAUGCCUACCGUGUCCUCCCUGUUAAGUGACGGUAUUUUAUUUGGCGACUGACUGAACAGUAUUGUGCAACUGCAUGCAAAGUCACAAAU